AUGUCAUCUACAGAGCGUGCCGAGUACCGCCAAUUCUUACAUGAGGAGCAGAAAUACGAUACAAAAUAUCCUCAUGCAACCAAUUCGAGAUUAUUUGUUGGCAAUAUCCCAAGUAAUCACGUCCAAAAACGUGAGUUAUGGAGAAUAUUCCGUAAGUAUGGAAAGAUACUUCAAGUCUCUAUGAAAACAGCUUAUGGAUUUGUCCAGUUUGAAAAUUCAGACUCAGUUGAAAGGGCAAUAGCAGGUGAGAGUAACGUGCCGUUGUUCAACAAAGUUUUGAACUUGGACAUUGCAAAGAACUCU
Messenger RNA from Williopsis jadinii, 303 nucleotides. RefSeq lists its product as uncharacterized. Lineage: Eukaryota; Fungi; Ascomycota; Saccharomycetes; Phaffomycetales; Wickerhamomycetaceae. The transcript has a single exon. The record is from RefSeq and is a predicted model, not a curated record. Gene Ontology annotation, molecular function: RNA binding. The annotation marks the transcript as partial.